Messenger RNA from Saccostrea cuccullata (small rock oyster), 2277 nucleotides. RefSeq lists its product as uncharacterized. The transcript is spliced from 8 exons. Gene Ontology annotation, molecular function: hydrolase activity. The record is from RefSeq and is a predicted model, not a curated record. The coding region runs from base 135 to 1448 and encodes 437 amino acids. NCBI's taxonomy places the organism in Eukaryota, Metazoa, Mollusca, Bivalvia, Ostreida, Ostreidae.
AAUAGCUUAGAUACGGCUAUCGAAAUGCAGAGAAAAUAGAAGUAACUUGUAUGAAGCACAUGGGACAGAAUGUGAGUACAUACAGGUGCUGACAUGAAGCAAGAGGAUACUAGUACAUCGGACUCCGACUACUAAUGGCUGACGGUGAUGUCAAGGACAAAGAAGAAGGAAAGGCCAUGGUAUUUAUUCCUGUAGGACGUAACCUUCAGCGACCCACCAUUUUGCCCACAACGUGUGGAUUCCGGCGGCUAUACGUCCACAUCUGUCUCUUUGUGGUAGUUAUCAUAGUGAUUCUGGUGCUGCGAGCCAUCUCCAAUGUGCGCGUGGUGUUCGUUCAAUAUCACUCUAAUUCUGACACUGAUGGGGAACUGGUUGUUCUACCAGAGAAGUUUGCGUUCUCCAGAGGGGCGUAUUGUCUGGACGGCUCUCCACCGGGGUAUUACAUCAGAUAUGGGAAGAGUCCCAACCUGAACAAGUGGAUUGUACAUCUUCCUGCAGGUGCUUGGUGCUCCUCUGUGGAGGAAUGCUACAGCAGGAGUCUGACAGAGCUUGGGUCCAGUGUAGAGGCUCCUAUGUUCCGAGCUUUUAAUGGAAUUCUUUCUCCUAGUGAGUCAGAAAACCCCAAAUUUCACAUGUGGAAUAUGGUGGAUUUCCUUUACUGUGAUGGGGGCUCCUUUCUAGGAAACAGGAGCAAUGUCAUCAGCCACAAAUCUAAGAAGUUGUACCUGACGGGUUUUCAGGUGUUUAAUGCUUUGAUCGACUACUUAGUGGAACACACAGAACUCAGAACGGCUGACCAGGUCAUCCUCAUAGGGUCCUCAGCUGGAGGAGUGGGGGCUACAGUUAACGCUGACUUCCUGAGAGUGAGGCUGAGCGGGGUCAACUCACUCCACCUGGUGGUGGACGGCAGCAUGUUUGUGGACAACCCCGAGCAAACUGGACAGCACAUGAUGAGGAACAUCUUCAAGAAUACUUUCUACCUCCAUAACAUACAAGGUGCCCAAAGUAUUCAGGAGUGUACCCAGAAGAUGCACAGCACUGACCAGUGGCAGUGUCUACAGCCCACCUUCUUCUACAAACAUCUGUUCACACCUGUCUUUUUCCUGAACUCCCUGCACGAUUCCUGGUACAGUAAGAACGCUAUAGGAGUAACCUGCCCCUUCUCCACCUGUAGCCAGACAGACAUUUCUAUACUGGAUCAACACAGGAGCUUUAUUCUCUCCAAACUCUCUCCUGUUCUGCAGUCAAAGCAGGAUGGGAUAUAUCUGACCUCCUGUCCCAUUCAUACAAUGACCAUGAACAAAAGAUUCUCUUCCAAGUUAAGUGAAGUGGGUAUUUCCCCUCAGACCGCCUUAAUUAAGUGGUAUUUUCAUCAAGUUCCCAACUAUACUUUUGUUGAGAACAUAGAUUUUAGAGAAGCUACAGCAGUUUGCAAAUUAGGAAACUGAAAAAAGCCUAAAUAUUUUUAGUUCUCCUUAGGAAGGAACUUUUUUUUGGUUUCUCACCACUGUGUAAAGUUUGUGAAGUACAAUACAUGUGAUACACAAAAGAAAAACAACACAUAACGUGAAUGGCAAUUUCAGAUACUCGGCCUUUUCUGUAUUGUUUGUUUCUUUGUCUUGUUUUAUUUUUUCAUAUAUGUGUUUGUAGAAUUACAAACAUUUUGUUCAAGUUUAUAGCAGAUCAGUAAACCCCAUCCUUUUUUUUGUUGGGAAAUGUGAAUUUUAUUAUACAAGUAUUAAUGCCUUAACUCUUCAUAUCCAUAAAUGCCAUCAUUUCUUAGAUGUGUUAUUUUAAUUUAGAUUUUGAUCAGUGUUGUACAUUUUCACAAGUGCUUUAAAGUAGAGUUAUAGUAUUGCCCAAGCAGGGAUAUUGUGCCAAAUAUUAGGCUUUAGUGGAUUUUUUUUUAUCAGACGUGUAAUUUUCUUUACAAAAUAAGUAUUCUUUAAUGAAAUCCUUCUUUUGUGAGUUUAGAAAGGUAUACAGUAUUAUGUAUAAUAUCAUAUGCAUCAUCUACAAACAAAUUCUUUGUUUUAUUAUGUAUCAUUUAACUUCAACUUUUGCAUAGGAGGAAUUUACAAAAUACACAAGUACUUAGUGCCAUGUCAAAUAAAAUGUAGCUGCAAAAUUUUUGAAGGAGUAUUAGCAACUUUUACUGUACCACUUAUAGAAUGAGUGUGCCCCAUUUUAUAUAAUAUUUCAAUUUGCACCUUUAAUUUUAGAUUUACUUUAACUGUACUUUGUAUAUGUACAUAAAUCAUGCAUAUGAUUCUUCUU